This is a messenger RNA of Closterium sp. NIES-67, 7690 nucleotides long. NCBI's taxonomy places the organism in Eukaryota, Viridiplantae, Streptophyta, Zygnematophyceae, Desmidiales, Closteriaceae. The record is from the annotation of a GenBank genome assembly.
GAACUCCGAGCAGCAGGCAGGCAGCAAAGUGACGGAACAAGGGAGAGGGGAGGUGAACGUCAGUAGGUUUCGACUUGAACAAGCUGACUGAAACGAGAGCGAAAAAAGAACACGUGAGGCAAACAGAAGCUCCAUUCGCAGACGUUCACUUCACGGACGAAACCUGAAAAGCAGUUAGUGGUAGGAGCAGUGCAGGCGUGCGCCGGCGACGGGCAGCCAGCAGCAAGAGAGUAUCUUAUCCCGCUCCCGCUCCCCAAACUCCGCCUGGAUUCCCGCAACCUUCCCGCGCCAACGGAUCUCGAAAACCCUCCUGUAGUCGCUAUGUCGCAGAGAUUUAGCCCUCCUACCCCUUCUACCUCUCUUCUACCUCACAUUUAGUUCUCUAGUUUUGAGCAAUCCGCCAUGGUUGUGCUCUGAGCGAGAUAUGGAGAAUGGAGAGACGGACGCUCUCGACGAAGAUCCCUCACAGCACGCGCAUAGAUAUCAGGAGCGACAACAGCCCGCCCCGUCGCACCACGUCGCCGCUGUCGACAGUGCGACGACCCUUGCGACGUUUUCACCCGUCGGCUCGUCGCCUCGCGCCGGUGCGUCGUCACAUCAUGGUCCGAGCGUCGGCGGUGGCGCUAGUGGCCCCGCGUCACAGACCACAGGUCAGCCCGCUGAACGCACCGUCUCACCUCACGCGCCAGCAUACGCCCAGGGGCCGCCAUCUGUAACUCUCCAGCAACAGCUGAACCAGCAAGAGCUGCAGCAACAGCCCCAGCAAGUAUGGCAGCAGCAGCAGCUGCAGGCACAAGACCCAGCAGCAUUCGUUCUCGAUCGCCAAAGGGUACAGCCACGUGAUUUAGGGUUUCAAUUGGAUGCUGUCGCUGCUCCAGUGACGCUGGCAACACCAGCAGCAGCACAAGCUAGGUCGGAAGGAGGGCAAGUAGGGAUAGAGGCUGCUGAGGUUGUGGGAGUGAGAACAACGCUUGCAUCUGUUGCACCAGGUCCGGGAUACCACGCAUCUGAAACAAGAGUUGCAACACCAGUUCUUGCCAGUUCUGUUGUGCCGCCUGCUGCUGCUCCUUCUGCUGCUGCUGCUGCUGCUGCUGCUGCUGUGGCGUCUGGAGGAGGUACAGCUGUUGAGGGCGACAGCAGUGAUACCGGGGAAACGAUCACUGGUGCGCUGCUGCAGCAGCAAGCAGCACGCGGCGCAGCAGGAAGUCGUUCGUCUCAGCCCGUUUUCCUCGCUGCUGCUUCUUCUCCCCCGGCUUCCAGCGUGGCCUUUGCUGCUUCACACGGCCCCGCUGUGUGUUUCUCGCCCCACCGGCGUUCUUCAGCGCCACAGGCUUGUUUGACAGCUGUGGCAGCAAGUGUGGCUAGUCCCAACGCAGCAGCAGGGCCGCUCAUUGCGUCGGCUGCACAUGCCACCAGCCUGCAUGCCCCGCCUGCCACUUGCUCACCCAUUACAAGCCCUGUUGCGAAGCAGGUUCCAAGUCCCGUUACUAGUCCUAUUACAAACCCUGUUACAAACCCUGUUACAAGUCCUGUUACAAGCCCUAUAGCGGAUAAGGUCGGUGCAGGGCCUGUGGGCACUGGUGGUACAGGUCAGCUGCACGGCUCACUGACUGGCACUGCUGCCUCCCAGCAUGCACCUUCGCCAGCACCAGCAGUGGCGGCAGGAGCAGCAGCAAGAGCAUCGCCAGCAGGAGCCGCAGGAGGAGCAGGAGCAGGGAAAGGGAGCAGUGGCGCCCAGUUACCCAGUGCGAAACUAACAGCAGGAGGAGCAGAGAGUGCGUCGCAGCUGUCAGCAGCACUGGCUGCAGCAGCAGGGGGAGGAGCAGCAGGGGGAGGAGCAGGGGGCAGCACGGGGGCGCAGCUGAAUGCAGCGCUGGCAGCGGCGGGGGGCAGCAGUGCGCAGCUGUCCGCUGCUCUGGCUGGGCUGACCGGCAGUGGCAGAGGCGGCCCCUCCAACGAGCCGAGACUCAGGGACGUGCUCAGCGACCCGCUCACAGGUCGCCUGCUCGAUGACGCGGUGGUGGGGUGCUGUGGGCAUUCUUUUGGAGGAGCAACGCUCGCAGUCGUGCGCGAAUCGAGCACGUGUCCCGAGUGCGGCGCGCACAUCGACCCCGCCACGCUCACCCCCAACCUCACUCUGCGUGCCGCCGUCGCUGCCUUCCGCCGCGAGUCCAGCUCCCUCGCUGCGGCCGCCAUGGCUGCUGCUGCCGCCGCCGCUGCUCAGCUCUCUGCCGACACCCCCAACCACCACCACGCCUCCUCCACCUCCCAGCACUCCCCCUCGCUCUCCUUCGCCGUCGCUGCUGCGGCCGCUGCUGCCACGGCAGCCGGCUCGCCACCAGCCGCCAUGGGCAGAGCGGGCCCCUCUCUCCUCUCCCCCUUCACUGCUGUGGCUGCCUCCCCCUCAGCCUCUAAACCCGCAAGCCCCCUCCAAACCUUGCCUGGUCCGGCCCGAACCAGCUACGCCGCUCCAGGCUCGGUAAACGCAGCAAGUCUCCGAGGUUCGGCCGAGGCUGGGCAGCAGGGUGCGCAGCAGGGUGGGCAGCAAAGCACCCACCCCGCACCUGUCCGCCCGGUUCGGUCGUCCAGCACGGCGCAGUUCCCGUUUAGAGUGAACGACAUCGUGCUUAUAAAGGGGAACAAGCGCACGCCGGAGCACUUCAUCGGGCGUAAGGCCAUCAUCACCACGCAGUGCCUCAACGGUUGGUACAUGGUGCGCACCCUCGAUGGCGCAGCGGACGAGGUGCGCCUGCAGUACCGGUCGCUGGAGAAGAUACAGGCAGCAGGCGGAGGGGCCGGAGCUGGGGGAGGAGGAGGAGGGGGUGUGGGGCGCGGCAGGGGAGGGCGCGGGGCGGGGAGGAGUGCGACGACAGCGUCGCCCAUCAGCACGCCGGUGUCGUUGUGCGGCAGCCUCUCCACGCCCAACGCCUCAGUCUGGACCGGUUCGGUGGCAGGUUCGGCAGCAGCUUCGGAUGCAGCAGGGGGUGCGUCUCGCUCCGUGUCCGUGUCUGGCGACUUUGGCAUGUGCAGCGGGCCAGCAGGGGAGGUGGAUCAAGGGGCCAUGUCCACCACGCCUAGAAGCGGCAUGUCCCAUGUGGCCCACAUGUCACAUGCCACUCACAUGCAUGCUGGCACUACGGCCACGGCACCUCAUACCAGCAUGUCAACACCACAUCACACCAUGUCCUCCGCUCACCGCAGCACAUCAACGGCCCCGCAGAGCACUGUGGUGCAUCCAACAGCCACCAGUGCGCCCACCACGCCUGCAUCCAUGAGCCAUCCUGCCACGCCUGUACCUGCCAGCCCAGGUUCGGCCGUACCUGCCAGUCCUGGGUCGGCCGUACCAGCAAGCCCAGGCUCGGUUGUAGGGGCGCAACGAGGCUCGGCCAUGGCUGCGAGUCCAGGUCCGGGCGCUUACCGCCCGUUGUUCCAAACUGGCCGGGGGUAUGUGGCGCAGAGAGCCGAUCCGGGAGGAGGUUUGGCAGUUGCAGGAGUGACAGGGGCAGGAGGAGCAGGAGCAGGAGGAGCAAUAGGAGCAGCAGGCGCAGCAGCUGAGGGAUCCGUUGUCAUGGGUGAGGGCCCGAGGAGGGUCGGCACAGCACAGGUCACGAGCUUCGGCGUUCCAAAGGCAGCAAGCUCUGCCGCAGCAGACUCGUCAGCAGCAGGAGCAGCAGCAGGCGGUUGUGUGACUGCAGGAUCGGCCGGGACGGUAUGUAUGAUGGUUGGUGGUCCGGGAAGGGGAGGAGAGGAGCAUUCUCUGGUGGGCAGUCAGGGGGCAUGCGAGGCGGUGCAGAGGAACGAGUAUGGACAGCAAGUGAGCCAGCAGAUUGCAGGGCAGCACGUACUGCAGCCCAUGGGACAGCAGGGUCACAUGGGGCAACAGGGUCACAUGGGUCAACAGGGUCAAAUGAGUCAACAGUGUCACAUGGGUCAACAGGGGCAACAGGGUCAGCAAUGUCAAGGGAGUCAAGGGUAUGGGCCUACGGGCCAGCAGCAGUUCACGGCUGCACCAGGGCCAGGGCCUCAACACGGGGGCGUGGAGAUGGUGCAGGGUUGGAGAGGGGCGAUGCAGGGUCAAAGAGUCACUAUGCAGGGUCAGGGGCUUACAAUGCAGAGUGGGGGGGGAAUGGUUCAGCCUCAGGCGGUUGUGAGUCAGGGGCAGGGAGUUGUGAUGCAGCAGCAGCCGGGUAUGCUAGAGAAUCAGGGGGGCGGCAUGCAGGGGCAGGGAGGAGGGGUGCAGAACGCGAUGGAGAGCAAGCACCACAGCUACGGGCGUGGGCGCUUUCUUUCCGGAGCAGGCGACAUGCUGCCUGCAACCUCUGGAUAUGGCACUGGGCUGGUGCACACCAGGAGUGCGGAGCUGCUUGCCCCACCACCCAUGCAGAGCGCAGCAGCACAGCAGACCAUGGCAGCACAGCAGCUGCAGCAGCAGCAGCAAAGGGGCGCGUUCAUUGCACAACACCACGCGUUCACACAGCAGCAGCAGCAGCAGCAGCAGCAGCAGGGCCUGUUGGGGCAGGAGCAGAGUUUGGAGGCUCAGCAGCAGAUGCAGCGGCUGCAGUCCCGGGCGGCAUCAGAGGCAGAGGUGGAGAGGAGCAUGGGCGUGCGACGUGCGAUGGACUCAAGUUACCAGCUAGGGGUGAUGGGCUCGCAUGCACAGCCACAGGCACAGCAGCAGGCACAGACACAGGCGCAGCAGGAGAUGAUGCACUUGCGUGCGCAGGUCAUGAGCCCGCCGCUUGGCGCAGUCAGUCCGCGCGCGAGUGUGGUGAGCCCGCCGUCCAGCAUGGUCGGUGCGUUUCACGGCCUGCUGAGCCCGUCCUUUGGGGUCGUCAAAAGUGAGGCGCAGGGGCUGGAGGGGUUUUCUUUGGGGCAGCAGCAACAGGCUCUGAGCUCCCUGCAGCAGCAGCAGCAACAACUACAGCAGCAGCAGCAGCAACAACAACUGCACCAACAGCAGCAGCAGCAACAGCAGCAGCAACAACUGCACCAACAGCAGCAGCAGCAGCAGCAGCAGCAGCAACAACUGCACCAACAGCAGCAGCAGCAGCAACAACAACUGCAGCCGCAGCAGCAAAUACAGCAGCAGCAGCAGCAGCAGCAGCAGGUGCAGCAGUUUGGUGCAGAGGAGGUGAAGGCGUCAAUGCAUCUGCCUGAAAGUACCAUUGGCAGCAAGAGCGGCAUGGACAGCAGCAAGGGCUCGGGAAACGGCUGUGCCCCCCCUACAGAAGCAGCACCGAUUUCACCAGCACAGGCAUCACAGGUACUGCAGGCAUCGCAGGAAGCAAGGAGCCGUCUUCCAUCCCAGGAGAACUGGUUGCCAUCACCGAAGCAGCAGCCGCCGCAGGCGAUGCUGCCCGUGAUGCGAUCUGCUUCGCAGGGGAUGCAGAGGGCGACUUCAGCGACGCCUUUCCCUGUGAGUACGGUGACCUCGGUCUGGAGGACUUGUCACGUGGGGGGGGCGGCAUUGACGGCAGCGGGCUUGAGUGGUUCGACCAGUUCUGAGCAAGGAGAGAGGAGCAAUGUUCUCUGUACAGUCACUCCAGGUACAGGCACACUGCACACAUGCACUCUGGAUACAGCGUGUGCUACUGCAGCUAGGGAGGGCAGCCAGCCUGGGCGUCUAAAAGUGGAGGAGUUAGUCAACAGAAGCAAGCACUGCACCGAUUACAGCAUGGCUAGUGGCUGCUUGCCAGUGGGCGAAGCAUGGGAUUUGAGAGCUAUUACGACAAACGGAUCAGUUAAAGCAGCAGCGGUGGCAGCAGAAUCAGCAGCAACGGCUCCAGCAGCAACAGCAGCACCAGCAGCAGCAGCAGCAGCACCAGCAGGAGCAGCGGCAGCAGUGUGCGUGCUGCCUCGGCAGUUUCCAGCCCAUCAUCUCCCUUGGUCUACCGCUCGGGCUCUUUUCACAGACUCACUGCUCCCAGCUGAUGCCCGCUCCACAGCUCCUACAGCGUGCCAUGGCCUUGCCAAUGCUACCACUGCGGCUGCCACAAUUGCUGGCAAUGCUGCUGCUGCCAGCGCACUUGAUGGUGUUGCUGUUACUGCCAGUGUUAUGAACGCCCCUGCUGUUGCUGCAGGUUCUGCAGGGCCUUGUGGACAGGCUGCAGCUCAGCAUGCUGCUGCUUGGGCUGCUGCUGCUGGUGGUGCUGCUGGUGGCAAGGGCGCCUUGACAGGGACUGGUGUUGAGAACGGUGCAGGUGACGCUGGCAAUGGUGCCGAGGCUGGUGCUGGUGGUGAUGCGGAUGGUGAUGCUGGUGCAUGUGGUACUGGGGUGGACGGGGACUCUUGUGAUGCCAUUGCUGAUGCUGCUGCUCCUGGGACUCAUGCACACACAUCUGCGCAUGCAGCCAGUGCCAGCACACUCACAUCAGCCUGUGCUGCUCACAUUGUGCGCAGCCAUAACAUGCAUGCAGAGCCAGGCCAUCCCGUGCCACCGCGUCCACCUGUGAUUGCUGACAUUUAUCCACCUUCAUCGCCGUCUGAGGGACAAGGCUCACCACCACCUGAUCCUUCACCUGAUCCGUCACGUAAUUCAGCACCUGAUCCUUCACCUGAUCCUUCACCUGAUCCUUCACCUGAUCCUUCACCUGACCCACCUCCUGACCUACUGUUGGGUCAAACAGAGAAAUUGGGAGCAGAAGCAAAAGUCGUGGGAGAAGGGGAAGACGUGGGAGAUGGGGGCAGGCAGGAGGGACGGGGGGCGCAGGAAGGGGAAUCAGAUGGGCGUGGGGGGGAUGGGGGGCGGCGAGAGGAGGGGCGUGGGGGGGAUGGGGGGCGGCGAGAGGAGGGGCGCGGGGGGAUGGGAAUGGGGGAAGGGGGGAGGAUGGCGAGGGCGGAGGGGGCGGUGAAUGGGAUGGAUUCGGGGGUGGAGGAGGUGGAGAAGGGGGGGAUGAGGGUGGGGAGAAAAGAGGGGAUGAUAAGGCAGAGGGUGAUAAGGGCGAGGGUGACGAGGGAGAGGAUGAUGAGGGCGAGGAGGAAGCAGAAGGCGAGGAGGAAGCAGGAGGCGAGGAGGAGGAGGAAAAGGAAGGAGAUGAGGAAAGGGAGGAGGAAGAAGUGCGAGAAGAACAGGCAGCAGAAUUAGGGGCUGAAGGGAAGCGGAGAGCAGGGGAGUGCAGGGAGGAGGGAGUGAGGAAGAAGAGGAGGCUAGGGGCAGGUUCGACGGGGCAUGCGGGCUCAACCCUUCGCACUGACGCACAGCAUGGUUUGGGUAGCGACAGCGUUGCGGAUGCUGCUGUGCCGCUGCAAGGGAUGACGGCGCUGCAGGAUGCCAUGGCGCUGGGGCUGGCUCGUUGCAGUGGGGGCGGGGGACCCUCGGGCUGCAGGCGCACGAACGGGGCCACGAGAGCACGAGAGCACGAGGGCACGAGAGUGGCAGCUGCGAGCAGCAGUGGCUCCGCCUCCCCCAAAAUGACGGCGCUUGAUCUGCUGAGGAGGAAGAGCCCAGCGCCCCCAUCCGUUGUCCUGCCGCCGCUGCCAACACUCGUGCUCACACCCGCACCACUUGCACCCGCACCACUUGCGCCUGCUGCAGUCGCACCACCAGCACCAGCGUUCCCUGCUCCAGCUGCUCUUUCCGCACCCCUUUUCUCACCAAGUGGGCCUGCACCAGUUGCGCCUGCACCAGUUGCGCCUGCAGCAACGUCCCCAGCAAGCGAGUAUGAGGUGGAGGUGGAAGAAGAGGACAGAG